UAUAAACGUCUGUCUUAGAACUGCUUUUGCGGCAUCUCAUAAGUUUUGAAUUCAUUAAAAGAGCCAGUAAAUCCUGUGGAAAAUGGCAUUCAGUGAUCUUACAUCAAGGACUGUGCGUCUUUACGAUAAUUGGAUCAAAGAUGCUGAUCCAAGAGUCGAAGAUUGGCUCCUCAUGUCCUCACCUCUGCCACAAACCAUCCUCCUGGGAGUCUAUGUCUGUUUUGUCACUUCUCUGGGACCAAAGCUCAUGGAGAAUCGAAAGCCCUUUGAACUCAAGAAAGUGAUGAUAACGUACAAUUUUUUCAUAGUACUCUUUUCUGUGUAUAUGUGUUAUGAGUUUGUGAUGUCUGGCUGGGGUACAGGUUAUUCAUUUCGAUGUGAAAUUGUUGACUAUUCCCGGUCUCCCACAGCUUUGAGGAUGGCACGCACCUGCUGGCUUUAUUACUUCUCCAAAUUUAUUGAGCUAUUAGAUACUGUCUUUUUUGUUCUGCGUAAGAAAAAUACCCAAGUGACUUUCCUUCAUGUCUUCCAUCACACCAUCAUGCCGUGGACCUGGUGGUUUGGAGUCAAAUUUGCUGCAGGUGGUUUGGGAACAUUCCAUGCCUUCCUAAAUACAGCUGUACAUGUAGUCAUGUAUUUCUACUAUGGACUGUGUGCACUGGGACCAGCCUACCAGAAGUAUUUGUGGUGGAAAAAAUAUUUGACAUCAUUACAACUUGUGCAGUUUAUUAUUGUCACCAUCCACAUAGGUCAGUUCUUUUUCAUGGAGGAUUGCAAGUACCAGUUUCCAGUCUUUUUGUACGUCAUUAUGAGCUAUGGGUGUAUCUUUCUGCUGCUCUUUCUCCAUUUUUGGUACCGUGCUUAUACCAAAGGUCAGAGGCUGCCCAAAACUGUGAAAAAUGGAAACUGCAAAAACAAAGAUCACUGAAACAUAAGCACGGCAUAAGUCUAUGAUGAAACUGUUAUCUUGUCUUCCUUGACAAUCAAAACAUAUUUACCUAUGCAGUGUAUUUUGUAUAUUUUUCAAAACUAAGAGCUUGUAUUUUUUAUAAGUUAUUGAGAGUUCUGAUAUUUGAGAGCCCAGUGCUCCCAGAUAGCAGUCUUCCGAUAAUUAGAGCCUCGAGCAGCCCGAAGAUUUUUAGCUGCUUUUAAACCUAAUCCAAAGGUUUUGUUUAAUAUAUUUUGUUACAGUGAAAGGCAUAUGUGAAGCAAUGCAGUACUCUUCAAGGAAGUUCGAUAUAGAUGAAAAAUAUCAUUAGAUAUUUUGAGCACGGACAGAGAUCCAUGCAGUACAAUAGAUUCCUUUUGCCAGGUCUGGAAACCUCUAACUGUGGUCUCUGGCCUUAUUGUUUGUUGAUUAUAUGCACAAGAUACUCUGUUCACUCUAGAGUUGAAUUCCAAUGCUAAAGAGCUAACAUGGGUGAAUGUUUAAAUGAUAAGUUGUCAUUUAAAAUCACUAAUGAUAAUUUUUAAUAGAUCUUUUGAGUAACUGCCACUAGUUCUGCUGAUAAGACUUCCUCACAGCACUUUUGUUGAACAAACUGUUUCAAAAUAAUAAUUCCUUUGGAUUAGUACACUGAUGCACUUGAUACUAAGGUUUAGUUAGUAUUAUUUUGAAAAUAAGAUGAUUUAUUUUGUUGAGUUAAUGAAUACUUUGCUCUUACUAUUUUGCAGUUAACUUUGUAUAUCUCUGGAAAGAGGUGAAUUUGUCAGUGAAUAAAGUACUGUAUAGUUCAGUGGGAAAAAUCUAUUGUCUGUUGUAUUAUGUCACUCUCUUAUAUUGUCAUGGU
Molecule: messenger RNA, 1790 nt
Organism: Carlito syrichta (Philippine tarsier)
Lineage: Eukaryota; Metazoa; Chordata; Mammalia; Primates; Tarsiidae
Gene: ELOVL7
Product: ELOVL fatty acid elongase 7
Exons: 9
Coding region: 83-928 (281 amino acids)
Biological process (GO): fatty acid elongation, saturated fatty acid; sphingolipid biosynthetic process; very long-chain fatty acid biosynthetic process
Cellular component (GO): endoplasmic reticulum; endoplasmic reticulum membrane
Molecular function (GO): fatty acid elongase activity
Source: RefSeq, a predicted model, not a curated record